Messenger RNA from Danaus plexippus (monarch butterfly), 2035 nucleotides. RefSeq lists its product as uncharacterized. The coding region runs from base 150 to 1625 and encodes 491 amino acids. The record is from RefSeq and is a predicted model, not a curated record. The transcript has 9 exons. NCBI's taxonomy places the organism in Eukaryota, Metazoa, Arthropoda, Insecta, Lepidoptera, Nymphalidae.
UGCUUUGACGGUGCAGUCGCGUGCGCUUGCAAAAUGGCUGGCCAAACGCGCCAAAAUACGAGCUCAAAUACUUGCUUUAAUAUAUAUAGUGUAUUACUGUUUAGUUAAAAGAUUACGUGCCAAAGUCUAUUAAUAAUGAAACGAUUAAAAUGCUUACGAAUCGUAUCGGAUGUUUGGUGUUUGUAUGUUUAAUGUUAAGUUGUGAUGCUUUGAAGAAUAAUAAGUUUAAGAGGAAAGUGGAUAUUAGGACGAACAAUUUAGUAAAUAAAACAAGUGACAGUAAAAAUUUGACUGAAAACGGCAGAGGUUUUUUAUAUCCUGCUGGACUGUUUUCGUUAGGCAAAGUGCUGAACUUUUUCCCAGUGGGAGACGAGCGUGAAUGCAAGCCUUCUACAUUCACCAUCGCCGGUGCAGGCAUCUGUCUCAACCCUUACGACUGUCGACAGAGAGAUGGCAAGGCCUCAGGGGAUUGCGCUCAUGGACUCGGAGUCUGCUGUGUUUUCGAGGUGUCAUGUGGCGCCACGGUACAGAACAAUCUGACCUACUUCAUGUCACCACGCUUCCCAGAACUGUGGUCUGGUGAUGAAAACUGCACCAUACACAUUGAGAGGACGCACGCCGGCAUCAUGCAACUCAGAAUCGACUUUCUUCAUUUCACAAUAGGUCAACCCAACAGAACUACGGGGGCGUGUGACGAAGACGUCAUGGUACUGGGGGAGGGAGAUUCCAACUUUACAUUAUGCGGGCAGAACCACGGGCAACACGUAUACUACAAUCUUCCGAGUACGGUGGAGUCUCGUGAAGCCGGGGAACUCCCCAACAUUAAGUCCACUCCUCUUGUUAUUCGUAUGCGUGGGUCUGAUAUGCCCAGGAUAUGGCUGAUGAGAUUGGCUCAGAUGCCACUUGCUCAUUCCAGUCCUCACAACUGUUUGCAGUAUCACAUAGACAAUAAUGGCACUAUAAAGACAUUUAACUUCGCGUCCAACGGGCGUCACCUGGCGUCUCAGGAGUAUCGCGCGUGUGUCAGGCGGAACCUUGGCUUUUGUUCUGUUCGUUACACACCGUGUGACUCUCGCUCCUUCAGGAUAGGACCGGACCCGAACCCUGGGGCCGCAUCAAACUUGGGCUCGGACCCAGCCGCUGGUUCAACUGAACCCACGAUGCCAGUUAAUGACUCUGAAGAAGAGGAGGGCUCUGGAGCCGAACCUCAAAUUAUUGACUCAUCCAGUACAAGGCCGGGUAUCGUGAGCCGGAUCUGGGGUUAUAUCUGGGGCUCCUCGCAGCGUUCAUGGCGCUGGUCUCCGUACCUCCAGCACCAGGACGUGCUUCACUACUACGGGUAUGGACCAGCAGGUUUCGGACGAAGACGCUGCACAGACAGGAUCACUAUACCCUGUGAGAAUGAAUACUUCCUGCCGUCACCGUCGUGGUCGAUGGGUGUGUGUGACCCUCAUCGCUGUGGGUCCUCACUGUGCGCGGGGAGUUCCGGCUCAGACUGUUUGGUGGAGUCCUCGGUGACGCCGUUCGCGGUUUCUGUCCAUUUCGGUCCGCCCACCCCCAAACAGAACCCAGACCUCAAUUUAGGAGCCUGCUUGAGAUACCAGCAGUUGCCUUGUGAAACCUAGACGUAUUGGACUGGCAACUUGAUAAGAUUCUGACACAUUAAUCUUAAAGAUUAUUAAAGGAAUUAAAUUAAAACAUGAUAGUUUAAGUCCUUGUAUAAUACAUUUGUUUCUAUACACAGUUUCUUCAUAUAAAAAUGCACAUUUAAAAAAAAUAUACAAUUUAGAACAAACUAUUGAACAUCGAUGACGUCACUGUGACGAAAAAAUAAUUAUAUUUAUCUUAGUUUAUAAGAUACAAAAAAAAUUGUGUUUCUUGUAUAUUAAAUAUGAAAUUGUUAUUUGUAAUAUAAUAUUAUAGAAGUUAAUUGAAAUCAAUGUAAAUAAAAAUGUAUUAUAAAUAUUUAUUUUUAGUUAGGAAUUGUAAAAACAUAAAAAGUUUAAGUAUAAGGAAUUUUUUGUAAUAAAUAAAA